Drosophila miranda is the source of this 2310-nucleotide messenger RNA. RefSeq names its product hepatoma-derived growth factor-related protein 2-like. Bases 1435 to 1998 code for a protein of 187 amino acids. NCBI's taxonomy places the organism in Eukaryota, Metazoa, Arthropoda, Insecta, Diptera, Drosophilidae. The record is from RefSeq and is a predicted model, not a curated record. The transcript is spliced from 2 exons.
UCGUUGAAAUAACAAAUUUUCCAAUUUAUUUCUUGAGUUAUUUUCACGCCAAUUUCUUGGCUUUCGCGUCCGCCUUUGCCUUUGCCUCUAUCUCCGAUUCCGUGUCCGCCUUUGCCUCUGUCUCCGAUUCCGUGUCCGCCUUCGCCAGUGCCACUCUUUGGCUUGACAUUUGUUUAUUUAUUUGGUUUCAUGUUUUGUCUUUUGCCAUUCCUCUUCAUUGUUUGGUGCAACUUUGUUCUCUUUCCUCUCUGAGGCGGGAUGGGGGCACUCUCCCCCGUGUUGUCCCGGCCAUGACGCCAUGAAUAUUCAUGGAGCAGCAACAGCAGCUAACUCGGCCUGCAUUUACGCAGAACCCUAAGGGAACGAGUCCCCUUGUAUCUUCAGGACUUGAGGAAUCUCUGGAUACUGCAGCGAACAAUGGCCUCCCCUUCGUUCUGCUUGGGCCACGACUUUUCCUGCUCCUCCAUAAGGAUGUUGGCAUGGGGCUCUGUUUGUUUCUUACAACAAGAUGCUGCUGCUGCUGCAAAUUGUUGGGCUGUGCUUGUCGCCAGCAGUAAACAUUUUGCGGUUGCAUGUGCAACAGUUUCUCCCAUCGAACGGGAAAUUCAAUUAAAUGCACUGUGACACUGACCACGACACCAUCCCCUGAAGGGACCGCCCCGACGGCUUGUUAUCUAAUUUCAUUAUUAUUCACUAUUAUCCGAUUUUAUUACUUCUAUUAUUAUUAGUAUUACCAAGACAAACAACAAUGAAUCCUUAUUUUCACCCAUUAAAGUAAGAAAUAGGCUAAGAAACCCCAAAACAGUAGGCCUUUUUACUUAUUAGAACUAAGAGAACCAACACGUAAGAGAGACGCACACUACGGCCACGCAGCGAAGAGAGACGCACACCACGGCUAUACGAAGGAAAAGAGAACCAACACGAAAGAGAUACGCUCUCACGCCCACGCAGCCAACGCAAGGAAGAGAACGGCUAUACGCAGACGAAAAGAGACAACAUGAAAGAGAGCGAAGCGGCAGAGAAGCCGCCGAUCGGUUUUACGCCCACGCAGCCGAGGAAAAGAGCCGACGGCGAAGCAGGCAAUACACACACGCAGCCAUACACCCACGCAGCCGAGGCCGGCAGCCGAAGGCGGCGCAGCAGCGAAGAGGCAGAGAAGCUGCGAAAAAGAAAAGCCGAGGCCUGGCACGGUCUAGGGCGAGCCAAGCUCGGGAGUGAUCUCCGAGGGCUGAGCCAGACCGGUUGUGCGGCGGAAGCCAAAAUAGAUGUGAAAAGUAAGCCGGGACCGCGCCGUGUGAAAAACUAGCCGUGACCGCGCCGUGUACACAAUAAGCCGUGUUCGCCCGCACGCGGUGAAUAAAACCAGCUGUGACCGCACCCACGCGGUGUGCAAAGGAAGCCACCGAACCCAAAGAAGGGAAACAAGGAUCCGACAUGGACAACCCAAGGACGAGCGACGCACAGCCUCUAGAGGCAGAGGAUGGCACGGAGGAGCAUCCUAGGGGUGCGUCGCCGCCCAGCUCAAGGCAACCACGGUCCACGACCAGCCAACCACAAGCAAGACACCACUCUCCGACCCCGCAAGCAGAACCGGGCAACACCACGCAGCAUGGACCAUCAACAGGAGCCGUACCACGACCACCCAGGCCACCUAGGCCAUCCCGACGUCGGGCCCGCCCCGAAGGCCCACCGUCGCCCCGCCGGGCGACAACCAUGACCUGGGCAUGGCUCAACGACGUCGUCCAUCCGAACACGUCACGAAACAACCUGUCUGGGAUCAUCACAGUGGAGGCGAUGCGGCCAUCGGACUCAGACGAGGAGGUCCGGGCAGGCCGGGCCCAGCAGGAGCCACCAAGACGCCCACGCCGCCGCAAGCAUCCAGGCCAAGGAACAGGCACCGCCGUCACCCCACGCGCGACUCGAAGACGCGUCGAGGGGCAGAGCAGCUCCCCAGUCGCGCACAAACUGCGGCUGCGGUCCCCACCACCACCGCCCUAGUACCUGUACCGCAUGGGAGACCCGCUGACCCCACGGCCGAACUACGACAGCAGCUCCGACGAAGGGUUCACCAGCCCGACGAUGGAGGCCGACAAGCACUGGGAGCCGACCUGCCAGGCAAGCACCGAUGAAGAGUUCUUGCACGAAAGCGGAAAAGCGGGUGGCCGCCCAUGGGUCAAGCACUCCGUCCGGGAGCUAAACCGCCAACUGGAGGCCGAGCGGGCCACGACGGGCCCAUACUCGGACGUGAGCGAGUACGAAGAUGGGCCGGCCAACUGCCAGAAGAACACUCCAGCCAACAUCGCGGUUGAC